Molecule: messenger RNA, 5035 nt
Organism: Pogonomyrmex barbatus (red harvester ant)
Lineage: Eukaryota; Metazoa; Arthropoda; Insecta; Hymenoptera; Formicidae
Gene: Nup214
Product: nuclear pore complex protein Nup214
Biological process (GO): protein import into nucleus; RNA export from nucleus
Cellular component (GO): nuclear pore
Molecular function (GO): structural constituent of nuclear pore; protein binding
Source: RefSeq, a predicted model, not a curated record
CUGUAGUUAAUGUUAGUUCCAGAAUUUCAGUACGUCUGUUGAAAUUGGUUGAAGUUGGCGCGAUCAACGGAGAUUGUUUCUAUUUAUCACUAUUAUUGACUAUUUAUGAGAAGAGAUUGUAAAAUACUGUAGUAAUGAAGGCAUCAUUGGAUCCGAUAUAUGUGCAGGAAUUUAUAUUUAAACAAUCAAAUACAUCUCAAGUAUUUGAUUUGAAGACUCCUGCAUACAUUCCUGCCGCUUGCAAUCUUCUUGUAGCUGACAAAAAACGAGGACUGCUGUAUAUAGGACACGAUGAUAAAAUCACUGUUUUAAAGCCAGCGGAGGAAAACAAUGCUGAGUGGAAGAUAGAACUUCAGUUGCCAGGCGUUAUAUCAAAAAUUGCAAUUAAUUGUGAUUAUAAUUAUAUUGCUAUAGGCAUAGCAUUGAAGCCUACAAUAUUGAUAUAUGAUGCCCAUUCAUUAGCUAGAAAUAGUCUCAACCUGUUGCUCGAAAUAACAUCAUCAAACAAGUUGGAUAGUUACAUAAUGGACAUACGAUGGAAUCCUACUGUACCUACAACGUUUUGCACUGUUACUAGUGACUGCACUAUUGGUAGCUUCCAACUGAAAGUAGAAGAAGAAAUAAGAGAAAAUUUUGCUCCAAAGAUAUCUGUCUUGUCCAAAGUGUCUAAUGAACCACAGGCUUUAUGCGCAGCCUGGAGCCCCAAAGGCAAACAGAUAGCAGUGGGCUGCAAGAAUGGAGAUAUCGUACAACUGAAGCCAGAUACUUUGAAAGUCGCUAGAACUAUCGCAGGUCCUUCACCAUCCAUCGGAGAGGUAAUUAGCAUCCUGUGGAUCAGCAAUUAUCAAUUUUGUGCCGCAUAUUUAAACAAUGAGCGGCAUAUAAAUGUUCUCAUUGUUGAUGCGCCAAAAGGAGAAGCAAACGCUAUAUUUACAUGUUAUGAAGAUAUUACAUAUGGUUUCCCCGACACCGAGGGAGAAGACAGUGUUCCACGUUAUUAUUUCGAGCAUAUACCAGAAUGGGGACUUAUCAUAGCGGGCAGCAGCACCAGUAGCGAGAUAGCUGUGUUAGGCACUACAAACGGUGGCGUAAAUUGGAAUCAAUGGCAAUUGGCCGAUAGUGGCAGGGCUCAAUUACCACUGAUAAGAACAACGGAAAUUUAUCCCUUGGGUCUGGCCGUGGACAAGUCUCCGACCAAUCGAUUACCGUGGGGUACGGACUCGAUAUUGCCGCAUCCAGUUCCUGUUUUGCAUAUUCUUGGAACAUCCGGAAAAUUGUGCAGCUUCCACAUGGUCAAUUUAGCAUCCAACUGUCCUGCCAUCAAUGUUCCUCCUACGGAAAUUAUCACACCUCCGGUACAGUCACAGCCUAAUGCUUUACCCGCAGAAAUGUCUUUCAGUAUGAAUGCCGCGGUGACCAGCACGCCACGUUCGAAGCAGGUGGAAGCAGCGCCAGAACGAUCAAAGCCCGCUCCGGUGACGAGUAUAUUUGGCGAUUCUCUAAAAGCAGCUGGAUUUUUUCAACCAUCUGUGGAACAAUCAACAGAACAGCAAAAGCCACAAGAAGAAAAAGCCGCGCCGCUAGCAUUUGCGAAACCGGUUACGCCCAAGGAAUCGCCAGCACCAGAACCUACGAAGACGGAAAUCAAACCAGUUGUAGAUAAGGAAGCGAACACGCCGCAAGUAACGGAACAGAAAGUUUCUAUAGACGAUAACAUACGGUUACGAGCUUACAUACAGGAGCAAGCAUUGUUUGAGAAAGAAUUACGAAAUAAAUUGGAGCCACAGACAUGGGAAUGCGGCACAGAUGAAGAAAAAAAACGACUCGGAGAAACAUCUAUGCUUAUAGAACAGUUCUUGAGAGAUUUAAAGGAUACGACAAACAGUCUGUCCAGUGACAUAGCGUACUUGAAAGCUUUGUUACUCCAAUCAUUCGCGUGGGUCGAAGAAACCAAAUCAAAGAAUACAGCGAGUGUCGAUAUCACAACUAGAAACUGCAGUGAGAACAGCAAAAUAGCGGAUCUACAACGAUGGUAUUACUACACUCAGACGCAAUUGAAUCAAGUCAGCAAAAUUUUGGACUUAGAAUGGUCGGAGCACAAAGCACAGGCGAAAUCAAAGAUGAAGAUUCCCAGCUUGGAGUACGUGUAUCAAAAUCUGUUGAUGCAUAACAAAAUUAUUGCGAAGGAAAAAGAGAAGCUCGAGCAGAUCUCGCGGCAAUGGCGAUCCCUCAAUCGCUCGUUGGCGGCUAGUGGUAUGUCCAGCCUUAAUCGCUCGAUGGCAAGUUUGCAAGUGACCUGUCCAAAGUCGCCAGCAUCGAUUAUUCGAGGAAAAAACGACGUUAUAGAUGCCCGUUGCAAAUUCAUUGCUUCAAAGACCCUGAGCUUUACACAGGAAAAGCAGAUUAAGUUAAGGACAUUGCUCACCGAAUCAUCUCCAAGAGUCAUCAAGCCAGUCAAUCCAUCACCGAUCCAAGAUCGUCUAAAGGCUACACUGUCUUCCCUAGCAUCUCUCAGUCCUGUGGUGAACGAAGCUAAGACCAAAACCGAACCACCGAUUGUUAAGCAGAACAUCAUCGUCAAGCAGCCGAUUGAGAAACAGACCAAGUCACAAAGUCCUCUCGCUUCGUUGAACAGCAUCGUUGCGAGAAUCGGUUCGUCCGACACGAAUGGGAUCAUUACGCAGAACAAAACCCAACAGAAGCCACUUCCAGCGAUCGUUUCUUUCUCCGGUGCGCUUUCUACCAAGCAAACGGAUAAAAAGCCCAUCGCAUCGGCUGUCCUCGCAACGCCCCAAUCUAAACCGAAACAAGAUCUCAACGUUAACUUUCCACCGUCUAUCACGUUUGGAACGUCGACACCGAAGUCUCAGGAGAUCCUCUUUCCAAGAUCACUUCUUACAGAUACGACUGUCAGCAAUAAUAAGGAACCGGCGAGCAGCGACAGCGCCUGUAAAGUCUCGGAAUCUGCUCUAUUCUCGACCGGACUGUUGAAGGAUGUAUUAUCAACGGAAUAUCCAUUGACGGAGAACGCCCGCAUGGGAAUCGCACGUAACAUUUCUCUUUCUACGGCACCAACUGUGAAAACGGACGCUGCCGCCACAUUCAGUUUCGCUACGCCUAUAGUUCCUCCUGUCGCGAAGACUCCAACUUCCGGCACUGCGCUCGACAUGGUGUCCUUUGCUUAUUUAAAACCCACUACCUCUACCGUAGAACCACUCACGACAACGGCUCAAAUGCAAACACCGAUAGAGUUAUCGACUUUAUCAUUGGAAUCACCUAACAAAUUAAUCCUUCAAUCGGUGGAUCAGUCAGGCAACAGCGCCAACGGAAAGAUAAAUGCGAUCACGACUUCCAUGAGCUUCGCUACACCCGCACCUAUUGUUACAACACAGGCUCCCACAACGACUGCCAUUACUUCCGUUAUGACCCUUGGUGAGGUCACCAUUAGCGUUGUAAACGCAAAUAGCACACGCAGACCAGUGACAGAGAUGCCAUCCACCAGCUCGGUUAUCGAGAAAGUCACUACGUCUGAAGUGAAAGCACCCACCUUCGGUACCACCAUAGCUGCCCAGGCUCCAACUUCGCUAGCAGCAGCAGCACCAAUAUUCGGCGGUCUGACUAUCAUGAAGAAUACGGCAACAGCAGAGGCGACGAUCACACUGCCCGCUACGACUACCUUCAGCACAGUUUCAUUCGGGACAUCGACCUUGGCGCCGACCACCGCGUCGGAGUUCAGCGGAUUUGCGAAUAUGUCCGCAGGCGUUAGCACUAGCUCCUCGACGAUGCCUGUGAGCAGCACUGUAUCUCCUUUCCAGACCUCUCUAAGUAAACCAACAUUCGGUGAGCCCGUUGCCACCAGUAUGCCGGCCACGAGUUUCGGGAUCAACUCUGGCAACACCUCUGCCACGGGUACAAUUUCAUUCGGCAUGUCCGCGGCGACAACGACGGCGACAACGACGGCGACGACGACGGCGACGACGACGAUAACGACGAUAACGACGACAACCUCGAUUACGCCGGCAUUUGGCAAGAGUCCAAUAUCGUCUCCAGUGUCAAACACGCAAUUCCCAGAUGUUCAAACAUCCGCGUCAACGGCGAAUGUCUUUGCGAAGCCGAUUAUCAGUCUCGCAUCAUCACCGUUUGGCAAUUCCUCGAACCCCGUAUUUUCCAACACGCCUGCCACUUCCUCGAACACCUCCAUGUUCGGAGGCAACAGCAUGAAUUCCAUCUUUGGAUCGACUGCCCCGAGCGGAAGUAUCUUCGGGGGUAACACGACAGGAUUUGGCACGGCCUCGACGGGAUCUAUAUUCGACACCAGUGCCCCGAAACCCGGCAUUGUGUUCGGUGGUGCGACCAACGCACCUGCCUCUCCAUUUGGUGGUGCGACGAGCAACGCGUCGCCAACGGUGGUCAGCGGUUCUCCUGCAAACGCAAACGUCUUCAGAUCUACCGUGUCCAACGCUUCUCCCAUACAGCAACCAUUACUCAGCAAUCAACCCGCUUUCGGACAGGGUCCCGCUUUCGGUGCCAAACCAGUGUUCGGCUCAUCGCCCAUCUUUGGCGGAUCGAAGCCCGUUUUCGGGGGUAGUGGUUUUGGUUCAUCCCUUGCAUUCGAAUCUCCUGGCAUGGGAUUUGGAAGUCCAUCUGCUAUGCAAGCCGGCUCUACAAUGGAAAAUAUGCCAAAAGUAUUUGGAGAAGUGGCAGGCAGCAGUACGUUCGAGUCUUUGGCCAAUCAGUCGGGUGGUCUCAGUUUCGGUAGUUUAGCUCAAAAGAACCCAGAACCAGAGAAACCAACAUUCACUGCCGGCAGCUCGUUCUCCAGUUGGAGGUGAAUAAAGUAUAGUUGCGGCAGAUUUAUCUUCAAAAUUGUUAUGCAUCUAGCAGAAUACAAAAUUUCUAUUGAACGGGAAUGAUUUAAAAUUACAAUCGUGUAUAUACUGUUUUACAUUCAGAUGUACUUUUUAUGAAACAAAAAUCAUUAUCUAUUAUGUCUUGUACUGUUGUAAUAAAUGAGAACCGAUCUAAGUUUUAUAAU